Aptenodytes forsteri (emperor penguin) is the source of this 1041-nucleotide messenger RNA. It is a transcript of the gene AP1S3, whose product is annotated as adaptor related protein complex 1 sigma 3 subunit. Gene Ontology annotation, molecular function: clathrin-cargo adaptor activity. Gene Ontology annotation, biological process: intracellular protein transport; vesicle-mediated transport. Lineage: Eukaryota; Metazoa; Chordata; Aves; Sphenisciformes; Spheniscidae. Bases 1 to 600 code for a protein of 199 amino acids. The record is from RefSeq and is a predicted model, not a curated record. Gene Ontology annotation, cellular component: AP-1 adaptor complex; intracellular membrane-bounded organelle; membrane coat. The transcript has 5 exons.
AUGCGCCGCGGAGAGGUCCCGCAGGGAGGGGAGAGCUGCCGGGGGAAGAAACGGGAGAGGGGAGGGAUCCCCGCUCCCACGCUCAGCCUGCCCCAGACCUCACUGACGCCACGUCCAGACGUCGCGCCAGGGCUGGAGAUACACUUCAUACUGCUGUUCAGUCGGCAGGGGAAAUUAAGGCUGCAGAAAUGGUAUACGACGCUACCUGAUAAAGAGAAGAAAAAGAUCAUUCGAGAAAUUGUUCAGAUUAUUUUGUCUCGCAAUCAAAAAACAAGUAGUUUUGUUGACUGGAAAGACCUCAAGCUUGUUUACAAAAGGUAUGCUAGUUUGUAUUUCUGUUGUGCAAUAGAAGACCAGGAUAAUGAGCUCCUGACACUAGAGGUCGUUCAUCGAUACGUAGAGCUUCUGGACAGAUAUUUUGGAAACGUGUGCGAGCUGGAUAUUAUCUUUAAUUUUGAAAAAGCUUAUUUUAUUCUUGAUGAGUUUAUAAUUGGUGGAGAAGUACAAGAAACUUCCAAGAGGUCUGCAGUGAAAGCCAUCGAAGACUCUGACAUGUUGCAGGAGACAGUGGAAGAGUACAUGAACAAGCCUGCAUUUUAAUGUUAAAACUACCUGGAGAGAGAACUGCUGUAUGCACCUGUAAAAUGCACUUCCUGAAAUUGCUUCCCAACGUGCCAGAUCCUCAGAGAAAUACCAAAAGCCAAUAACUAAAGGGGUUUGUUUGUAUAAUGAUGAAGAUGAAGGUCAGCUAAUGUAGCACAGGGUUUAACAAUUCUGUACUUGCAUUACUCUGCGUAUGAGUUUCUCAGAGUUAUUACCCUUGAUCUAGUUUCUCUUCUCCUUGCUGGACUAAACACUUGUUUUGUACCAUGUCUUUUAGCUAUGGGGUUUGUCAUCAUAAAAGGUUACUCUGACAGUACUUUGAAGAGGUAUUUUUAAUAGUUUUGGUUCACUGCUGACCGUAUGACUCUACUUUUGUACAAAUGUCCAUUAUUUUGAAUGUAAUGAUUAUUCUGCUCUAAUAAUAAUUCUUUUUCUAAA